AUGGGGCUGCGCAAGUCGGAGAAGAUGGGGAUCGCGGACACGCUGUCACAAAUUCAUCUGUCCGCUGAAGAAGAAGAAGAAGAGGAGACGUGUUGCCCCCGUGUUCUAAACACAGAGAACGAAGGACCGACACUGAGCUCUGCAAAAGCGGAGACAGCCACACGCCGGGAUCCAGUGCUGGGACGAGUACUGCACUAUGUGCGCACCGGAUUGACUGAGACGUUGGACUCAGCACUAAAUGUUUACCAGAAAAAGAAGGACGAGCUGUCGACGGAAGGAGACUGCCUGAUCUGGGGCGGACGCUUGAUAGUGCCCACCAAGCUGAGGAAGAUGGCGCUGAUGGAAGUGCACACUGGACACGUGGGAGGCAACAAGAUGAAGCAGCUGGCCAGACGCUACGUAUGGUGGCCGGGUCUAGACUCGGACCUGCUCAGCCUGCGUGGAGAAGAGAGCGGCACCGCCAAAGUCAACUCUGCAUCUGGGACGAUGAUACUGAUCGUCGCUGACAGUUUCUUCAAAUGGAUCGAGGCUGUGACAAUGAAGACCAUCACGGCAGCACGGACGGUGGAAGAGCUGAGGAAUCUGUUCGCCGGACACGGACGGCCUCUGCAAAUUGUGUCGGACAACGAGGCACAGUUUACAUCAGAAGAGUUCGCGACGUUCACCAAGAGGAACGAUAUCAGCCUCCGAGAGCCUGAGCGUCAGCCGACGGUGGCACGUCAGCCGCUGAUGGGCCGUCUGCCCUCCGAGAACCUGGACGUCGGCCGACAGAGCCACGUCAGCCGCUGA
This is a messenger RNA of Pollicipes pollicipes, 789 nucleotides long. RefSeq lists its product as uncharacterized. The record is from RefSeq and is a predicted model, not a curated record. Gene Ontology annotation, biological process: DNA integration. The coding region runs from base 1 to 789 and encodes 262 amino acids. The transcript is spliced from 3 exons. NCBI's taxonomy places the organism in Eukaryota, Metazoa, Arthropoda, Thecostraca, Pollicipedomorpha, Pollicipedidae. Gene Ontology annotation, molecular function: nucleic acid binding.